Nicrophorus vespilloides is the source of this 2676-nucleotide messenger RNA. RefSeq names its product zinc finger protein 726-like. Bases 414 to 2195 code for a protein of 593 amino acids. The record is from RefSeq and is a predicted model, not a curated record. Gene Ontology annotation, cellular component: nucleus. The transcript has 6 exons. Lineage: Eukaryota; Metazoa; Arthropoda; Insecta; Coleoptera; Silphidae.
CGAUCUUAUUUCUCGUUCUUGUCCAUAGGUCGACAGCGAAAUUCGAAAUUGCACUUUCGCUUUUCAAAUUUUGAAUAUUCGGCGGCGUUAGGUUGGCAGUUCCGAAAUGCCGUCGUGAAACUUCUACCCCCACCAUCCGUGAAAAAAGCGCGUCGCAUGUAGGUAACAAAGAGGGCCAUGUAAGUCGGCCAUUUUCUAAAGUGAGAUAGACGCAAGUGUUUUCCGCGAAUUUCCGCGCGUUCUGCGAGUUUUCCCUUUGGUUUGUUCACGUUUAUCGCGGCCCCGGCAAGUAUUGCAACCCCACAGAAAACCUGGGGUUUUGGAUUGAACUCCACAAGUGACUUUCGGAGGCGGCUUCUGCUGCGAGUGAGACGCACCUCUCUCUAGGGGGGGGCCUCUUUUAAUCUUAGACAAUGUUUGACCCCAACACUAUAACGACGCAACAGUCUCAGAUCCAGUAUGGCCAGCCUCAACAGCAACAGCCCCAACAACAGGAGAAAGCUGAAAAAACAACUGACAAUAAGCAACAGCAACAACAACAACAGCAGCAACAACAGCAACAAGCUUUUCCUUCCUUCUGUUACGCUAAUGUUAAUAUGAUACAUAAAAUUGAGCCAACGACUCAGACACACAAUUCAACUGUUAACAUGUCUCAACUCUCUGAUGACAAAUGUUAUAUAACACAGCCUUUCAGUUAUAACUAUGCACUUGUUAAUCAAAUGUCUUUGGCCCAAACCAAUAUCAGCAAUAUUGGUAAUAUUACUUUCAAGUGUGAAGUGUGUGGCCUUAUGUUUGCCCAUUUAGGAUUAUUAAACCAUCACAAACGAGUUCAUCAGCAACCCCAGCAACAGCAACCCGAAACACAACAAAUCACUGUUCAGGUCCAGCAGCAACCACAGCAAAUACAAAUUGUUUCUGCUGAUCGAAUAAGAUUUUCGUGUGAGGAAUGUGGUCUUGCAUUCAAUACGCAGACGGAUUUAAAGUCCCAUCGUAUGCAGACACAUCAACAGCAAACACAACAGCAUCAGCCGCAGCAGCAGCCACAGAACACGUUGAAAAUUAAAAAUUGCGAGACCUGCGGUGCACCGCUGCCGCAGGACAGUAAUAAGAAGAGGGCUGUGAUGAAAGUCAAAUGUGAGACAUGUCUUAGUGCGGAAGCAAUUCAACCUCAAAUAUUUGUGGUGGCAACAACACCUGCUGAUAAUCCGGUGAAGUUUGAGGAAACCACUGGUACGCAAACGAGCACCUCCAAUUUGGGUACGCAAAAUAGUAUCCCAAUUGGAGUGAAGAAUAACCAUCCAGUGAAGCGGAGAGGCAUUGCAUCUGUCACGAAAUGUACCAAGUGCAAUGGUAGUGGCAUUAUUUUUAUCGGUGGCUCAAAGAACCAGCAAAAUAACGUGGAUAAACCGUUUCAUUGUAACAUCUGCAACGGUUCAUUUUCACGGUAUAGCUCGCUGUGGAGCCACAAGAGAUUGCACACAGGAGAGAAGAAUUUCAAAUGCAAUAUAUGCGGAUUGGCUUUCGCCAAAGCCGCCUAUCUUAAGAACCAUUCGCGUAUUCAUACAGGCGAGAAACCUUACAGAUGCAACGUGUGCGGAAUGCAAUUUUCGCAAUCGCCACAUCUGAAGAACCACGAACGCAUCCAUUCAGGGGAAAGACCGUACGUGUGCGAGGUGUGCGACAAAUCGUUCGCGAGACAUUCGACCUUGUGGAAUCACCGGCGGAUACACACUGGCGAAAAACCGUACCGCUGCGACAUCUGCGGAUCGUGUUUCAAUCAGGCUACCCAUCUGAAGAACCACGCAAAAGUUCAUAGUGGGGAGAAGCCUUUUAAAUGUGAUAUCUGCAGUGUCGGUUUUAGUGAUAGGUUCGCCUUGAAGAGGCACAGGAAUAUUCACGAAAAGUACGGCAGAACGAAAGCGAACAAUCCCGCGAACGCCGUGCAGAAUCAGUCCCAGCAGCAGCAACCCAACGAUGGGAACCAGUCGAACCAUCGCGACAACGACGACGGAAACAUGGACAACACGACGACGGAGGACAUCGUGGUGGAAACCAAGUACGAGGAUGCAGAGAUUACCGACGAUAUGGAGAUGUCUGAUUUACAGUCUUACCAUUACUGGCACCGAGGAAAAAUCUCUUAUCCAGAUAAAAUAUUUCUACUAAAAAGCCUAUCCCUCAAUAAAAAAGGUGCUUGAUUUGACACACAUAAAAUAAGAAAAAAGUACAAAGUAUAACCGUGUGACUUAAGUUCUCUCUCACUCACUCGCUCACUCUUUCUAUACUGAUCUGAUCUGAAGACUGUUGGAAUCCGAUUUCAGAAGUAUUUUUUGAUACAUAUGCGCUGUAAAAUAGAAAAAGAAAAAAGAAGGGGGGGAGGAGCCAGAGCUGCUCCGCCCACAACUUUCGAGAGAUCACGUUCGUUCGACUCCGGCACGUAUUCGGAUUUGCGAUUCGUUUUAGGAUUCGCUUUUUGUUUUUAUUUAAACAAAAAAAAAACAAACACUAUUGAUUGUUUCGCUUGGGGGACUUAAACUUAAUUGAUAACAAAAAAAAGAAGUAAUUAAACCAGAACGUAAAUCGUAAAUAAAAUAUAUGAAUAAAAUAAGAAGGCGCUGGAACGUCACUUGUAUCCGAAAGACUGUAGACUAUUAUUUCAAUUGAACACAGCCAAUUAAU